This is a messenger RNA of Triticum dicoccoides, 909 nucleotides long. RefSeq lists its product as uncharacterized. The coding region runs from base 1 to 693 and encodes 230 amino acids. Lineage: Eukaryota; Viridiplantae; Streptophyta; Magnoliopsida; Poales; Poaceae. The record is from RefSeq and is a predicted model, not a curated record. Gene Ontology annotation, molecular function: GTPase activity; GTP binding. The transcript is spliced from 4 exons.
AUGGAUAUCAAGGAUUUUUGCUCGGUCAGCCUUAUCAGUGGCCCAAUCAAAAUCUUCGACAAGAUACUGGCCAAUAGACUUGUGGAGGACUUGCCAAAGCUAGUUGGGCAGCACCAGAGCGCUUUUGUCAAGGGUCGAUCCCUCCAUGAUAACUUUAUGCUUGUCCAAUGCAUGGCCAGGAGAUUACAUGCUCUCAAGUCCCUGACGGUUAUGCUUAAGUUGGAUAUUACCAAAGCUUUCGACUCCAUCAGCUGGCCUUUCCUGCUCGAGGUCUUAAGGAGAUUUGGCUUUGGCAAAAAACCUUCGGCCGUCGUCGUCGCCGCCGCCGCCGCCGCCUCCUCAAAGUCCUCAUUUUCUCAUCUCUCGGAUCGGGAGAGCGAAACCCCAAGGAACUUAUCUUACCACCGUGAUAGUCAAGAUGGUGAAGUGGACAGCGGCGGAGCUCCGGCGGAGCUCCGUGCAAUUAUGGACAAGAAGGACAACAUCCGUAGUAGCUCUGUUAUUGCUCAUGCAGACCAUGGCAAGUCUACGCUUACGAAUACACUUGUAGAAGCUGCUCAGACUAUUGCCCAGGAAGUUGCUAGCGAUGUUCGCAUGACCGGUACCCCUGCAGACAAGGCCGAGGGCGAGAAGGUUGUUGCUUCACCACCCCCUCAGUCAGGGUCACACGCUCACACCAAAGAUCUCAAAUAAGAUGCUCAGCCACCGUACUAGUGUCUUCUUCUCUAUUGUUGGUGUCUUGGUCCUGAUGGGAGAUAAUAACGAUUCACUAAACUAGGAUCGUCCCAAUGUGUCAAGAGUUACCAGACUUGUUCUUGUGAUUCUUCUAUGUCUUAUAGACUCUAUUUUUUAAUGUGGUGACUUACAUCUCUUGUUGCUUGUCAUGCUUAUCUCCUGUGUAUGUGUGCA